This is a messenger RNA of Sycon ciliatum, 2611 nucleotides long. RefSeq lists its product as uncharacterized. The transcript is spliced from 15 exons. The coding region runs from base 488 to 2134 and encodes 548 amino acids. Lineage: Eukaryota; Metazoa; Porifera; Calcarea; Leucosolenida; Sycettidae. The record is from RefSeq and is a predicted model, not a curated record.
UGUCAUGAUUUGGCGGAAGAUGAAGGUCGCACCGCUUGGCGGGGGAGCAGAGUCUUACGUGAGCUGCGUGGAAAACUAACCACUUCUAAUUACCUGAUGAUUUGCUCAUGACUCAUGUGUAGAUAACUAUGUCUACGUGGCCUCCUCAUCCUCGCCAUUUCCCGGCGCGAGACGCUCGCGCGCUACCAGUUCAGCAGUUGCAACAGGUAGUCAGAGAUCGGCAUAAAAAAGCUACUUGUGUUGAGUAGAGCUGUGGCAUAGUACAGUGGUCAUCAAGAACCUUAGGCUUCAUCUUUUUAGUUGUGCUCCUGUGGCCUGCUUUCGUCCGUUGCCAGUUUUGUGAUGCGUUGUGACAGUGAAGCAGAAAUAGCAAUUGCCUCUAUCGGGCAGUGAUACCCUUAGCUGAUCAAGUACUAGCGUGUGCAGGCUGCCAAGCAUCCACUCGGACAACGUCGGACCUAUCCGUUUCGCUUGUACACAAGGGAUCAUGGAUGACUCGAGAGCUGCUGCCAUUUAUGCACUGGCAGGGCCGCGACAGAACCACAACGGUCUGUCUGAAAAAGUGCAAAGUGAAGUAAAAGAUAUACCGGCACCCUCCUCUAGCCCAAUCAUCAGUCCACAGCCAAACAAGAAGAAGAAGAAGAAGAAGAAGAAGAAGAAGAAGAAGGAGGAGGAUGAGGAGGGUAUGGUUGGCAGGUCUACGAAACCACGGGAAUCUGCGAAAGGUGUACAGGUGGUGAACUUCAGGGAUAUGAUUGACAUCCGUGAAGGUAGGAAGAGGAAGAGUCCCGCUGAGGACGACGCUAGUCCACCACCGAAGAAACCGAAGACGUUCAUUUCGUGGGAUGGUCGUGUUACCAACGAUGUAGUAAAGGAGUUGACUACUCCUUGGCAUGAAAAAGUGGGUACAUGGGACCCGGAUAUGAAGAGUUCCUUCCUGCAGGCAACCAAUCGGAAGAAAACUGCAAAAGAAAUUGCCCAGGAGGCGGAGGAUGCUUGGAAUGAGGAAUAUGAUAGGCCCAAGGGAAAGAAAGUCAAGAAGAAGAAACCGUUGCCAGACAAUGACGUCAGUAAACCGAAAGUCAAUCCUUUCCAGGUUAUACAUGAGAAGAAAUAUUCCAAGGCGGCCUUGGCAGAAAAGGCUGAGAAAGAAUUCCUGCAGAAGACGAAUCGGUGGCUGAAAGAACAAGGCAUCAAGAUGAGUGCAACCAAGUACCUCAAUGACCUUAGGAGUAAGGCCACACCCACGCUAGCUAAAAAUGCCCACGAUAAAAUACUCGAUGGUUAUGAUUCCGAAGGCAGAAAGCUGAAGAGUCCCGACACAACUACCGCUGAGGACAACGCAAAUCCACCCCCGAAGACACCGAAGAAAACGAAAAAGAUCAGUUCGUCUAAAGCGAAACCAUUCGACAUAAGGACAUGGGACAAGAAAACCAGGAGUUUUAUCGAACCGCCGACAACCAAGCGGAGGAGAUCUGAUCGAGACAUUGCCGAUGAUAAGGAAGAUGAUAAGCCCAAGGGAAAGAAAGUCGAGAGUGUUGCAAGAGCGUUGCCAGACAAUGUCAGGAAGCCACAAGACAAUCCUUUCCAGCAUGCACAUGAAAAGAAAUUUUCCAAGGCACCCUCGUCUAUCCCAACCAUCAGUCCUCAGCCAAACAAGGCUAACAAAGAACGACAACAACAGCAGCAGCAGCAGCGGUCUCCAUCUCAAAAUGGCUUGGCCAAGAAGAGUGGUAUUGUCAGCAGUGAAACGGACAAGCAGAAGAGACCGCAGCAAGCUGAGAAUAGCAGGAAGAGGAAGAGGCAUGACACCAUUAGCGCUGAUUCACGCCGGAAGAGACCGGUUUCAUGGGUUGCUCGCGCUACCAACUCCAUAUUGAAGAAGUUAACUGAAGAGAAUACCAAGAGUGAAGCCUUGCCGCAGACAACCAAGCAGGGGAAAUCUGAUCGAGACAUUGCUGAUGAUGAGAAGGAUGAUAAGCCCAAGGCAAAGAAUGUCGAGAAGAAGCUGUUGCCAGUCACUGUCAAGAAGUCACGUAAAAAAAGAUGUAGAGAAAAAAGAAAUAGAGAGAAAUAUUCCAUGGUGGGCAUCACUAUGGAAAUAAGCGCCGCUCGACGUGCCUUGUUCCAAUGAAACAACAUGGCAGGCCGCAUGCUAUGUUUUUGUGCUUCUGUCCCGAGGGUCACGGAGUUUUUUGUUUGUUUGCUAUUUUUUGUGUUUGUCUCGAGUGUUUCGGCGUUUUUGUGUUUGAUUACUUUUUUCUACUCGCUUAUCUUCGUUUUUUGGGUGUGACUGGCAGUGGGGCAGGUUUAGUAGAAGGGUUUUUUGGCCGCAAGGCGAGUUUUUCCCCCAGGUCAUGGCUGGAAAUUUAGGGAGUCGGAUUUUCAGGCACUCCCCCGCUGCCCAGUCACCCACACCGUGACAUUGCUUUGCCCGUGUCUUGCACUGACAUCCCUCUUGCUGGCCGCCAUGCUCCUUAUUACUUUCUGGCCUUGGUUUUUGCUAGCGUGUGGCUGCGAGUGUGGUGGUGUACACUGAGUACAUUCUGCGAGUACAUUCUCUGGUAGACCACUACCCCAUGUGUGCUAUGUGAGUGCUAUUGUGUUUUGA